CUUGCGACCUCUUUCUGACCAAUCCGGACACUCUGCACUGCUUUUUCCUCCGUGACUUCAGAAAAAACGUACCUGUACAAGCUGUGUUGCGGAACUUGAGGUUCGUGAUUUUGGAUGAAGCGCACGUUUACACAGGAAGAUUUGGUGCUCACGUGAGUUGUGUCUUGAGGCGGUUGCGAAGAGCUAUGGGAAUAUGUAGGGACAUAAAAAAGAACGCUGUAGUAGGGUUUGGAGGACAACCUCCGGGACGGCAAGGAAAAGGUGCUCCCAAGGGCAAAGCGAAAGCGAAAGCAGCCAUGAAAACAGCCAUGAAAAAAGCAGCGAGUGGACCUAUUGUGAGGCUGAAUCAGAUAUCUGCGCCUGGUGGAAGCGCUACAUCAUUCGGCGCAGUUCUUCCAGAUGGCACAACGCCGAAUGGUGCAGCCGCUGUGCCCGCUCCCUCUCCCCAGGACGGGGAAGAUAAAAACAAAGACGCCACCACCAAAGCAGAUGCAGAGAAGGUUGAGCCAGAAGAGCCUUGUCGUUUCAUCGCUUGUUCGGCGACGAUGGUGCGUCCUCUUGAGUUUUUCCAUGAACUAGCUGAUUUAGACGUGAAGGUUAUAUCUGCGUCUGGCGCGGGACGUGGCUCUAAGCAUGUCUGUCUUUGGACGCCUACUGCGCGAGCUCGACAAUAUGAAAUCUACGAGCCGGAUCCAGAGAAAAGGCGUCAGAAAAUGACCAAACAAAAAGCAGAGAGGGGGAUUCAAAAGAUUACUGCUGGUGGCAAGAAUAAGGCUGGCGGUGGAGGAAGCGUAAGCGCCUCAUCUGCUACACCAGCCACUACUUCUUUCUUAACUCGUCCCUCUCUUCGGCAAACGACGCUUGAGGAAUUCGGAGUUAAGGUUGAGAAUCCAGGAAAUGAUCAUCACCACGACUGCAGCGACCUUCAUGAGCACGCAGCACCGCAAAACCCGAAUGUCGACGACGACGAGCAAGACGUCGACUCGUUUCACCAUAUGAAUGAUGGAAUCUACGAUGACAUCGCCUGGUCCUUCGUUCAGGCGGUGAAGAAGGGCAUCAAAACAGUCCUUUUCGUCAGUGCCCGAUCACUAGUGGAGCUCAUGCUAGACAGGAUCUGCGAUCGAAUUCGAAAGGAUGCGUCUUUGACGGGAAGUGCUGCGUUAUGAACAACGGAGGUUCGUUCAGGUACAACUCUUGUAAGAAAGUACUUAAUUGCGAUUCCUCGUCGAGUACUACUCUUUCUACUUGAUUUAUGGUUGUGGUCAUCUCGAAUUGAAGUGUUUUCUUCAAAAACUGCAUCAUUUUCAUUUUCUUGUCGUACUGAAACUGUUGUACUACUUGUAGUCAAUAUCGUCUAUCCUCGGACAUUCCUCCACCUUGCUCAUCCCGCCCUCCACCCCCCUUUCAUAUCCCGAGUUUUUCGACUGGGAAGGCGUGCCGAGUUCCAGCUCGGGCGUUGCUGAGCUCGAAGUACAGGAGUCGAGUACACAGCGCGUCAGAAACAUGCGGAGUCCUGAUAAUGCUGGAAGAAAUAGAGGAAAAGGAAGUAGGAAAAAUGCAGGUGGAGUAGGUACAACCUCCUCCACCAUAAAUCUAGCAUCACCCUCUCCAAGUUCCACGUCGGGAACACAGCAAUUUAAGCCGGCGACUCGGCGUAGUGGGAUAGCUGCCGCGUCAGCGAAGAAGCGCAUCCGAGAAACGGUUGCUGAUAAAGUGAUAUCUUCAACCACCCCAGCAUCGAGUAAGACAAAAACAACUCCAGAAGUCUCGAUCAAGAUUAAGGACGAGGGUCGUGAAACAUUUAUUGCAGUUGACGGAGAACAAGGAGACCAGGACUCGAUCCUAGAUUUACCUGCUAGAAGUGGGUCAUCUUCUUUUUCAACAGCUGGGAUUGAUAUGCAUCGCACUGCAGGCUCCGCUGCUGAUGCCUUGAUUCGUCGAAUUGCCUCCUACCGAGCGGGCUACAGCAAAGAAACCCGACGCGAGGUGGAGCGAGAGUUUUACGAUCAUGAGCUUCAUGUUGUGAAAUAAUUUUUUUUGAAAUUUCUAUUUCUAAUCUGCUUUCACCGGCAAGCUGAUCGGUCUUGUUGCUACGAACGCCUUGGAACUGGGAAUCGAUGUAGGUGACUUGCAGUGCACUAUUCAUCUAGGAAUUCCUCGACAACUCUCGAGCCUGUGGCAGCAGAUGGGUCGCGGAGGACGUGGCUACGAGACUGAUUCGAUGGCGAUUGUCAUUGCUUUGCCUUUUACGAAAGCGAAACUUCUCCUGGCUCGACAUGAUUUGACUUUGAUGGUGCUGGUAGUUGGGUAAGAAAGAUCUCUUUUUCGUCGUAGUUCACAAUCAUGUAAUAUGUAUGGCAAUUCUGCAAUCUCGAAAAUAUCAUUGACAUCAUAGUUCUUUUAUAUCCUAGUAGUGUUAUAAUCUUUUCCUUCAGCACAUGUCCUCCCUCUUCAUUCGCUUAAGCGGCGUCGACACCUACUAUAUGCAACAUCCGGAGGAAUUUUUUGAGCGUCGAGACCCAGUUUGCGCUUUGUUUGUUCCGCCUGAUGUGACUCGGGAUCAUCUUUUUUGCGCAAUGUCUGAGUACCCUGCUUCUCGAGAUGACUAUCUACGAUGGUUCUGGACCCAGAAGAGCUUUAGGGGAAAAAAGGCACCAGAGAUAAAAAUUACCUCCAAUGUUGAAACUGAAGGACAACAAGAUAAACAACAAGCAGACGAAACCGGAAACAAUCCUACUUCGACAUCUGCUAAGGCAGCUGUCUCAACGUCAGAGAAUCCUUCAGCAGGUUUAACCCCUCUUGUUUCCCUCGAGGAUAUACAACGCGAAUUCCCAUUCCGGUUUUACCAUGACGCGCGCAACAACAUCCUAGAAUACUGCGCACCCCCGAAGGAAAAAAACGCUCACUCCAGAUUCAACAUCCGAGAAAUCGAAAUACAAUAUCAAGUCUGGGACGCCGACGACUACUCCGCAACUGCCACUCCUUUGGACACGUUAGAGGAAUCAGUGGCCUACGUGAAGCUCUUUCGGGGAGCCGUCUAUCGUAUUCGCAAAGAUAUGCAAGGAAAAAGUGCACUCAAGAAUGCAAGGAAAAAGUAGUUUUUACAUGUCUAUAUUCUUCCCACUUAUGAAUUCUACUAGUCAAUUUCUUGAGUGUCAUGAGUGCACUUUUUCCUUUCAUAAAAGAAACGUUCAUCGUGGAAGACUUGGACAUCACUAACCAGUGGGCAGUUGUGCGAAAACAAAUAGGAGAACCUUUGAAAUACUAUACGAGGGCAAAGGAUCGCGUAGAAAUCAUCAUCCACUCUGCUAUGCGUGAAGUAUUAGCGGAAAACAAUAUUUUGACGGCUGGUGCUGCUGCUGGGACGAGUGGCGCAGCUGGUGCGAGGGAUCCACAACUACGUCCCCAAGAGCUAUCUUCUCCUGAACAACAGAAAGAACCUGCACAGCAGGAGAACAUCGCAAAGCAACCGACUUCCUACGUGCGCAUUUUCGAUCAACUGCACCAACUUUUUCGAGGACCGUUGACCACGUUUUUGUAUUUAAGAAAGGUGGUUCAUCACUGCAACUUCGUCGAGAUGAUUGAGUAACUACUUUCCAAAUACUUAAGUUAUAUUUCAUCUACUAGAACUAGAACCAAGUUGUAGAAACAUCAAAUGAAAAUCAUCGUGAGCACAUGUCUGCAAGCACUCAGAAGCUCUAAUCUCUGUCACUGGUUAUCACAAACUGAACAAAGCAGAUGGCCAGAUUGAGGAUACGAUUGAUCUGAAAAUGGCUCCGCUCAAACGCUACCAUACUGCGAUCUGGCUUGACCUGGGUUUUCUGGGGCAAAUGCACGUGGCUGGAUUACAUGCUUUGUUAAGGCUUGUAGUGAAACGGAAAGCUUGACCCCGAUGAGAGAUUAGAUUCACACUCACAGCAUCCUCGUAGAAGAUUUGUUCUGAGUCUCUGUCCUGCGUGAUCAUAAUUGCAAAUCGUCCAGAACUAGACCCUGAACUAUCCAUUUGUAGUAUCUAUGACUCGUUUGUCUAUCCAGCUCCAUGCCUGCGAGAGCUCUUCUAAUCCCAGAGCACGUGAUGUGCCUCUUGGCACCUGUCUUUGGUGUCACUGACUCCUUGAAAGCGCAGCACAGUCGCGGCGGGACAAAUACGAGUUCCUCAAAGGGGGCAAAAGCGAGUGGAAAAGGUGUAGGAAAGAUUGAUGCCUCAGGCUUACCAGCUGGUGCAGCAGAUGGUAGCGAUCAUGCUGGGAAAUUACUGUUGUUAAGAAGAAGAGGAGAACUCGAUGUUCCUAUAUUAAGUACCUUUCUUUUCAGCUUUCCUACAGGAAUCUAGUUGUUCGCGCGCAAUAUUAUAACAAAAAAAUAGAACAAUAUUUUUCUAGUCUUAGUAGUACUUUGUAGAAGUCCCCUCCUGGCCCUGCUACCCUACCCACUAUUUGUCUUCCUCGAGCUUCUGCUUCAGCUCUAAUCCAUUAUCCAUACUCAAGAACGCUUGCGGAAAACUUUGCGGUUUUGGUUGAGUGCGCAGCCGAACGCAUCUUCACGUGCGAAUGCCUAAAAGGGUGCCC
Messenger RNA from Amoebophrya sp. A25, 4568 nucleotides. NCBI's taxonomy places the organism in Eukaryota, Dinophyceae, Syndiniales, Amoebophryaceae. The record is from the annotation of a GenBank genome assembly.